Molecule: messenger RNA, 1385 nt
Organism: Microplitis mediator
Lineage: Eukaryota; Metazoa; Arthropoda; Insecta; Hymenoptera; Braconidae
Exons: 3
Coding region: 202-882 (226 amino acids)
Source: RefSeq, a predicted model, not a curated record
CUAAUCACUUAAAAUUAGAGCGAACUGAAGAUAACACAUGACAAUCAAUAUUUAAAAUAAUAAUUUUGACAGAAUUGAAGUGAGCAUUAUUUGCUAUUAAAUAUAUAAACCAGUCGCGAUAUAUCCGCGUGACUUUUAGACAGACAAUGGUUAUAAUUAAAUUAUAAAAUAUAAAUAAGCUAAAUUAUUUGGUAUCGUGAUAUGAAAACUUCACCGCGUCUAUUUAAUAUUUUUGUGUACGUCAGACAAUUAAUGAGCAUGGAACAAAUUAAAGACUUAUUUUACCUCCUUCAAAUUAUUUGUCAGCGGACUUUUACUUAUCUAAAAGACAUUGUUUUAACGGAAUUCAUUCCUUUCGUAGUAGACCUGAGUAAUUUCGAAGUGCGUGAACAUAAAAUCCGCUACCUGACAUUUUCAAAGCAAGCUGUCGCUGAUUUAGCGACAUUUAUUAUUAUAUUCGCUCUAUUCGCAACAUUUUUAUAUCUUUCUACCCAAUAUUCAGACGAAAUCGAACACUGUACACCUGAAAUUGAUCCUCCGCCAGAAAAUCCACCAGUAGUCGACUUGACAGAAGACGAAAAUGAUCGGGACUCUGUCUACGAAAUGCCGACAGUGAACUAUCCCUGGGGCGACGGGUCAACAGGACCUGAAAAAAUAAUUCCCCGUAGAAAAAAUCUGACGCAGCGGAAGUCAAGACCUUACUGCAUAUCGACGGACAACGAGUCCACGAGAUCGGCAAUCAGUAUUAAAAUGACCCAGUCGCAGCAUUCACAUUUAGCACCAACAGACAGCAAGAUUUUUAACCGCCCAGCCGAUUUUACGAACUCGUGGAUAAUUCGGAGGACAAGAAGUGGCCAAAUUUACGGAAAAUAUCCCGUCUAAUUGAUCAGAAAACAUAAAAUUAAAUUUUUCGUUUAAAUAUUCGGAGCCCUUUGAACUCCGGGACCUCUUGUCUUAGUUGACAAUUUUCAGAAAAAGAGGAAAAAAAAUAACCGAUUUAAUUUUGUAUCAAUGACCUCUUGGUACAUCCAAUGAAUGAUAGUUUAUAAUUUAAUGUCAUCUAUAUAUAAUGACAAUGGUAAUAGUAAUAAUUUAUUAGUACGUAAAUGCGACGUUAGAGAAAUGAAGUAAAAAUUAGAUAAGAUACUGAGAGUUCAUGCUCCCGAUUUGUCAAUUAUUCUUCGUCUGAAUAAUGAACCGCAUCAGGAGAUAGAGACUAUCAAAGACUUUGGAUUAAUGCAUUUACGUGCUAAUUUAUUUGAUACUUUACAUCGCUAACGAAAUUAUAUACAUUUUGCUAAUUGUAUUUUUUUAUAUUAUUUAUGUAACUUUGAUAUGUAUUUAUUUUUUUUAUGCAUUUUAAUGAGAAUCAUGAAUAAAAAAAG